GUGUGUGUGUGUGUGUGUUCUGCUAUCAGAUAAGGCGAGAUACGUGCUCCAUUACUCACACGGUGUCACAGACUCAUCUCAAGCCAUCCCGCCAGCGCCCAGCUCGCCACGGAAAGAAGCAACAGAGUGAUGCACAGUUCACAAUAUUCGUGUAAGAUGAAGAUUAAAUAUAAAAUUGAAUAGAAGUAAAAACACGAAAAAGAAAGAAAGAAGAAGAAAAGUGUUUGCUAAAACAGCGUAAAAAUCUAGAACAACAACAACAACAACAACAACAACAACAACACCAUGCUGCGGUCAGUGCUGAUGGCGGUGCUGCAGGUGGCGUGGCCUUUGCUGCAGGUGGUGAGGUGGCUGUGGGACGCGUGGGUGACUGUCCUGUUCGUGGUGGUGGCUGGGUGGCGGCGCAAAAUUUCCUUGCCUCCUGUGUUCAACCCCGUGCUUCUGUUGUCUGCCUCCCAGCUCGCCCAUGACAUCAGGGAGAGGAAGCUGACCAGCCUGGAGGUGGUGCGGUGCUACGUGACACGCAUCAGCAACGUGAACCCGGUGCUGAACGCCCUCACUCAGGAGGAUUUCCAGGGGGCGUUGCUGUUGGCCAGGCGUGUGGACGAGAGGCUGGACCAGGGUUACCGCAACGGCAGUCUGACGAAGGAGUGGGUGAAAACACAUCAGCCUCUCCUUGGCGUUCCCUUCACUGUCACCGAGUCCAUCAGCGUGGCGGGGCUGCCUCACACUGGGGGUCUCCUGGCUCGCGAGGGGCUGCUGGCUUACAAGGAUGCCCAGGUGGUGGCUAAUCUCAAGCGAGCGGGCGCCAUCUUCAUCGGUAGCACUAACCUGUCUGAGCUCAGCAUGUGGUGGGACAGUGACAACCCAGUGUACGGCAGGACUUCCAACCCAUACGACACUCGCAGGUCGCCGGGGGGAGCGUCGGGGGGCGAGGCGGCGCUCAUGUGUGCUUGCGGGACGCCCCUCAGUGUGGGCACCGACACGGGAGGGUCUAUACGCACGCCGGCCUUCUUCUGUGGACUCUUCGGGCACAAGCCAACAGCAGGCGUGGUGAGCGUGCGUGGGUGCAACCUCCACCAGGACAUAGACACGAGCGCCCUGCAGUGCCCGGGGCCCCUCACGCGCCACGCCGCGGACCUCACGCUGGUGUUGAGCGUGCUGGCCGGGGACAGGGCCGCCCAGCUUUCCCUCGGCAAGAAGGUGAACCCCGGGGCCGUGGAGGUCUUCUCUCUAGAGGGGGACGCUGACGGGGUCCUGACGUCUGGCAUGAGUCGAGACCUACUGAGGGUGCAACGAGAGGUGACCCAGCACUACAGGCACACCUAUGACUGCACUGUGAAGAAGGUGAGAAUUCCCGGCCUACAGUGGUCCUAUCAGAUUUGGCGGGAAAAGUUGGCCGAGGAAACACAAGAUGACACGCCCAUUUACCAACAACUGGCUGACAACAAGGGGGAGAUCAACGUGGGCACGGAGGUCACCCGGUGGCUGCUGGGACGGCCGCACCACACAUGGCCCUCGCUGUCCCAGGCGGUGCUGGCCAAGGUGGUGGCCGAGGCUCAGUUCUUACGGGACCAGGAGAAGGUGCUGUUCGGCAAGGAGAAGACCGCGGCGCCCUCCAACAGAAAGAUUAGGGUGGAUGCUCAGUGGAAGGCGCUGCAGAUGAGGAUACAGCGCCUCCUGGGCCACGGCGGCGUGCUGCUGUACCCGAGCCACCCAACGCAGGCGCCCUACCACGGGGAGUCGCUGCUACGUCCACUCAACUUCACCUACGCCGCCAUCUUCAACGCGCUGGGCUUCCCCGUCACGCAAGUGCCUCUAGGCCUCUCCUCCAACGGCCUGCCUCUUGGCAUACAGAUCGUGGGCGGCAUGCACCAAGACCACCUUACUAUCGCAAUGGCGGAGGACCUGGAGCGGCACUUCGGGGGCUGGGCGUGUCCUUCUAAAAUACCGUAGGGCGGGAAGGAAGGCCAAAGGAGGCGCAGGGAAAGGAAAGGUCAACUGGAAGAGAAGGGAACAACAAGGAACACAAGAGAAGAACAAACAGGGGGAAGGAAAGACGUAGAAGAGAAGGGAACAACGAGGAACACAAGAGAAGAACAAAUAUGGGAGUAAAGACGAACACAAGAGAACAAACAGGGGAAAGGAAGACGAACAAGAAGAGAAGGCAACAAGAAGGAACAUGAGAGAAGAACAAAUAAAGAAGAGAAGAAUAAGUGAAGGGGAGAGAGAGAGAGACUGCUACUGCUACUAUUACUACUACUAUUACUACUACUACUACUACUACUACUACCUACUACUACUACUACUGCUGCUGCUACUACUACUACUACUACUACUACCACCACCACCACCACCACCACCACCACCACCAC
This is a messenger RNA of Scylla paramamosain (green mud crab), 2375 nucleotides long. Its product is annotated as fatty-acid amide hydrolase 2-B-like. The record is from RefSeq and is a predicted model, not a curated record. Lineage: Eukaryota; Metazoa; Arthropoda; Malacostraca; Decapoda; Portunidae. Gene Ontology annotation, cellular component: endomembrane system.